GGGGCGCGGGGGGAGGGGCCCCCCUACUUUGGCGGAAAGUGAGUGAUGAGUCUGUGUCCCCAGCAAAGAGGCAAAGAACUUGCUUUGCAGACUGAGUAGUUGUUUCUUUCGAUUGUUGUUGUCGCUUUUUUUUUUCUUAUAUUAUUGUUACUGCCAUUCCUUUUUCCUUUUUUUUUUUUUUAAUUUUUUUUCCUGGCCUUUCUUUCUUUACUUCUUUUUUUAAAUUUUUUUUAAUUCCUUUUUUUUUUCCGUGGAGGGAGGGGUGGCUGCCUGGCUGGCUGGCGGGUCGGUUGCAAAAAGCGAGAGAGCAAAAAAAAAAAAAAAAAAAAGGCCAAAAAAAAAAAGAAAAGAAAGGGAGGAAAAAAAAAAGAAAAAAAAAGCAAGCCAAACAAAACCAAACCAAAAACCAAACCAAACAAACAAACAAAAAAACUUCAUUCGGAUCUGAAAGUGGCAGGAAAGUGCCUGGCAAGUUGCAGGGAUGGAGCUACACAGCUUGCAAGAGGCGUUAAAAGUGGAAAUCCAAUGUCAUCAGAAACUAGUUGCACAGAUGAAGCAAGAUCCACAGAACGGGGAUCUUAAGAAACAAAUCCAUGAAAGGCAAUCAAGAAUAGCAGCUCUUAAUGAGAAACAAAAGCUGGCGGUGCGGAGCUGCCCCGCGGCCGUGCUGGUGGGCAGCGGCGCCAGCGGCAGCGCCAAGCCCGGCGGCGUCCCGGCGCUCCUCAAGGCACCCGGCGGCGGCGGCGGCGGCGGCGGCGGCGGCGGCGGCGGCGGCGGCGGGAGCCCCAGCGGCAGCCCCGGGCAGAGCCUGGCCAUCUCCGUCCUGCCGGCCAAGGCUCCCAUCGCGAUGGUGACGGCGCACCUCAACGGCGGGCUGGGCUGCAGCGCGGCGGGCGUGGAGCCCCCGCAGAGCGCCCCCAUCAACCUGCAGACCACGGCCAAGCUGGUGGGCGCCCGCCGGCCGCCCGAGCUCGGCUCCAACGCCCAGACUUUGGGAACUAUCACUGCAGUGCCCAUUAAGGUUCCUCAGGUCAGCUCCUUGCAGAGGUUGGCAGGACAAGGACCAGCAGUGCUACCUCAGGUUAGGCCAAAGACCCUGAUUCCAGACAGCCUCCCUAUCUCCCCGUGCAGAGACCAACCUUCCAAGCAGCCUCCUACCUUCCAGAAAGCAACUGUAGUCAGCAUCAAAAACCCCAGCCCUGCCCUCCCGACUGCCAAUAACACCGUCAGCCAUGUACAGACGCCUAACAGCCAGUCACAAAGUGUCACCGAGUCUACAGCUAUUUCAUCACCUCUGAGCAGUGCAGGUGUGGCGUACGCCAUCAUUUCCACCUCCCCCAACAAUGCAACUCCUAUCAGCACCAGCGCAACUGUCUCUGUGGUCAAUGAUAGCAUUAAAGUGCAACCACUCCUCAUUAGUGCCGACAGCAAGGUUAUCAUUAUUCAGCCUCAAGUCCAAACCCAGACAGAAAGUAAAGUGGAGACAAAGAAACCUCCUGAAGAGUCAGCUCAGGGACCCCCUGCUACCAAAAAGAAAAAGGAGGAAAAUCCGGAGAAAAUUGCCUUCAUGGUAGCAUUAGGACUGGUUACAACAGAACAUUUGGAAGAAAUCCAGAGCAAGCGUCAGGAAAGAAAGAGAAGAAGCACAGCAAAUCCAGCCUACAGUGGACUCUUGGAAACAGAGCGGAAACGCCUUGCAUCAAAUUAUUUGAAUAACCCCUUGUUCCUUUCAACAAGAGCAAAUGAGGAUCCAUUCUGGAAGAAUGAGAUCCACCACGAUGAACACUGCACUGCUUGCAAGCGUGGCGUUAACUUGCAGCCCUGUGGCACAUGUCCCAGAGCAUAUCACCUCAACUGCUUGGACCCGCCCCUCAAAACUGCCCCCAAGGGGGUUUGGGUCUGUCCAAAGUGCCAACAGAAGGUGUUAAAGAAAGAUGACAAUGUGCCAUGGACUGGAACUCUGGCUAUUGUCCACUCCUAUGUUACUCAUAAAACAGUCAAAGAAGAAGAGAAGCGAAAGUUAUUAAAGAGAAGCAGUGAGCUGAAGAGUGAGCAGAGACAGUUAGAAGAAAAAGAACGACUUCUCAACAAUGCAGUGAAGAAAUGCUUAGAGCUAAAAACGAGCCUGUUGGCCCAGCAGAAAGGGACUCAGUCAUCACUGGAACGUCUCAAAACCCUCAUUAGACUGAUACAAAAUGAGCAGAUGAUUCAGGUUACCAUGACGACCACCACCACCUCCUCCCUGCUAACUGUCCCCUGGAUCAAACCCUCCUCUGCCUCUGCUGCCAUGCACAAAGCCUUGCAGCAAUCACAGGGUAACAACUGACAGAGCCGGCUGCGAGAGCGCGAAGGAAGGGGGGAAAAAAACUUUAUACACGUGUGCAGAGGAGAGAUUAAACUGAAACAAAGGAGAGAAGGAACAAUCUCAGUUUUGAUACACGUAGAAACUUGCAAACCAAUCAGUCCAGUUUGUAGGUCACUGUGGCAGCAGGUUCCCACGGAGCGGGUUGUGCUGCGGUUUUGUAUUUGCCGAGACCUUCAGUGCUUAUGAGAUUUUUUUGUUAUGUUGGCCUUAAUGUAUUUACGACUAAGGAUGAGGAGGAAAAGUAUGGCCGAUAGGAAGCGCGAGAUCCUUCUGGGGGGGCAGACAGGUUUCCAGUUCUGCUUUAAGGGGAAAAUUUUCAAUGCAAAGAGUUAGUGAGCUAGUAGAGAAGUAGUUGGGCUGAAAGCUAUUUGUGGGAGGGAGGUCGGUGAGAUAACCAGAAACUGAACUACUUAGGACUCGACAUGGAUUCUUAUCAGAGGAACAAAGUUGGCCCCGUUGAUUCAGGUGACCUGGAGAUGGGGCCGUUUUGACCAGAAUGGCGUCACAGACACUCACAGAGCCUUCGAAACAAAAGAUCCUUUUUUUCAGUAUUAUUAGAGUUGAGAAUUGCAGAUAUUUAAAUGAAGAAACUGUAUGAAGUUAGCGUUUCUAGUAAAAUAUUGAAGUAUUUUCAUGCUGAUGCUUCUGUAUAUGCGUUCCGAAGUAUUUAAAAAAGUAUGACUGUAAAACUCCUUACUUUUUUGCAGGUCCUUUUUACUUAUUUUGCUAUCGGUGUAUUUUUCUCAUGGAGUUUUUGUGCAAGAUUUAGCAUAAACCAUAAUAGUGGAUAUCUUUGGCAGGUUGGGUUUCAUUUUUUAAAGAGAUUAUUUUGGGGGGGGGUUAUUUUUUGUUAAUUUUUUUUUUUUAAAGAAAAAAAAGCAAAUAAAUAUUCCGUUUUUUCUUUCUUGCCAGUACAGAUAAUAUGCCAAAAAGAUAACUUUACAUUUUUGUACUGCAUUUUUAUUGUUAAAAUAUGUAAUGUGAUUUUUUUUAAUUAUUAAUUUUUUUUUAUUUUUUGCUUGCAGAAAUAUCUGCUGAAAUGGUACAGGAAAAAAAAAAACAACUGCCUCAAGGGGUUGUUUCUCAUACUGGAUAAUAUCAAGAGUUCUGGGGGAGGGACAGGCCAUGGAAAACUUUAAGGGUUUGUUGGGGUUUUUUUGGAAACUUGAUUCCUUUUUAAGAUUUCGUUGGAUUUUAGCACAUUUGGGAAGUGUUUUGCAUUAGCCUGAGAAAAUCCCAGUGCGCCUGCUUGUUUCACUAGCUAGUCUUCCUGAUACUGCAAGGGUCCACCUGGCCCCCUGUAGGCCACAGGCCCCCCCAUCACCCUGCGGCCUGCCUGGGAAGGUAGUGAUGGGCACCCCAGUUUUUCUCAACGUCACGCACACACCAGAUGCCAUUGUCUCUGUCAUUAAUGAGUUCUCCGUCAAUUAGCACAACAGGUACUUAAGGAAAGCAAGAAGCCACCAGAGCACGACACAAGGCUAGUCUCUCACAUCAGCAUAUCACAUGGUGCCGAAUAUCUUUUUUUUUUUAAAUAAAAAAAAAAAACCAUGAGGGACUGGCUUUUUCCAUCGCCCAUCACUAGGCAGCACAUGGUCCCUUCAGCCAUUUUCACAACUCCGGGAGAAACUGUGCAGUACUAUACAAAUCUAUUUUAAUACACAACACUCGGUUGAACAAAAUUUUUAUAUUCUUUUAUUGAUGAACAAAGUGAACUAAGUAAAACACAAUUGUUAUACAUUGGUUAUUGUAUGCCAAUUAUGCAUUCUAACGUGGCUUGCAAUGUAAAUGUUUUCAGGUUUAAUGAUUUUUUUUCCUUCUCAGACAAAUUAAAAAAAGGAAAAGCGUGGAAGGUUGAAUAUGUGAAGAAUUUCUGAAGAAGUGUCUUGGACUGUUAAAAGUAGUUAUUUUGAAAAGGGGACUGUCCAGUGGAUAGUGUGCAUAGAAAAAAAAAAAGUGUUUGUCUUAAAUAUGCCAAUGUAGUUUUACUUCUUUAUGAUGCAUUAAACUUGAUUGACA
Molecule: messenger RNA, 4384 nt
Organism: Phalacrocorax carbo (great cormorant)
Lineage: Eukaryota; Metazoa; Chordata; Aves; Suliformes; Phalacrocoracidae
Source: RefSeq, a predicted model, not a curated record